UCGCUGCUGUUUAUGCUGAUGUUAUGUAAGAUGCAAUCAUCAUCAUCAUCACGGUACAAGCAAAAUAACUAAUCGCCCGCAGUACACAUACAAACACAUAUGCACUUACAGCGAACCUGGUUUGGGGGAGAGGUACUGACUACAUACAGACAAGCUGAAUAGAUAAACCGUGACAGUUGUCAAAUUGUAUGCGACUGUGUAAGGACAGUCUGUCAAAUUGCCUGCUUUCUCUCGAAGAGAAGGGUGCUUCUUCAAUCGUGGCGGAGCGCCAGAAGAAUGAUGCGCUGACUAUGGUUAAGGUUGUCAACGAUCAGCUGUUCGAUUUAACCGUUGUGGCACGGAAGAGCGAAUAUAAACCCUGCUUAAAUACGCGCUCGGAACGAGUGUCGAAACGGAUGCAUGUCUACGAAGAUUUAGAGGAACAAAGUGACCCGUAGGAACAUGAAAACUGGUCUGUAUCGUAAUGUUUUGUUGUAGAGCGGUGAUUUAUUGUAGCACCUGGGUCCUCGGCUAUUUCAGAAUGUGGUGAGACGUACUUUAUUUAUGUGGAGUGAGGCAGAUACGAUACUGUGCUGCAAGCCGUUUUGAUGAUGCGAAGUGAACGAGUACAGUAACUGUUGGAUCGCACUGAGUGGCUGGCAGGUUAAUUAGUGGUAAAUCAGCAUUGAAAUAAAAUGAUGAAUAGCUCGGAACAGUGACGUAUCAGUUUAGUCGACAAUGGUAUAACAAUUGAAUUACAGAACUUUGCAUAUAUCUUGCUACUUACAUCCUCUGGUCAUGAUAGUCUUGGAAAUGUCCGAACAGUCAAAAAGAUUGUCAAGGGAAAAGACCUAUACUGUAGUUGAAAUCUACAAGUUAGAGAAACAACGUGGGUCCAACUACGAAACGUCCCACAACAUCUAAACAUAGAUCAAUUAUGUGGACUGUUAUUAUCCCUGUAAUCAUGGCCUUCCUUGGGAGCCUUUCAAGCCGCAGGACUAUUGUGAGUAUGUAAUUUAUAAUGUGACUAUUACCGCUGUAAUCGACAAUCGACUUCCUAACAGACAGAAAAAUAUGGAUCCCAAUAUUUUGGACGAUAGUUGCGACGAGCUGGAGCUCGACCUGGAGGUGUUGCCUUUCGAGAUGAGUCUCCUUGAAGCGAAGCUCGUUUCAACGCGAUGCUCGACAUCGAGUGCUCCAUUAGGGGUAGCGCGAGCUCUGAUUCUGUCUGACGCUACAAACAUCAAUAAUGCUACACGCUAUGCAACAACAGGAAAUGUAAUCUCUCAUGCGACAAAGUGCGAGAAAAGAACUUUUGCUGAUAGUGGAUUUGAGAUGGAAUCAGAUAGGAUCGAGCAAUUCGAGUUCGUGAUUAAUCGCUUAGGUGAACAAUCAGCCAAGGCACAAGGGCUUCGAGGGCCUAUUACGACUCUUUCGCGGUUCCUCGAAGCGUCGUCAUGUCCGAGUUCGCACCAUAAUCAACGGAUCUAUCUGUUUGCGAUGCCUCCGCAUGAUAACAGGCGAUCUCGAGAAGUAGUUGCUUUUUUAAAAGUUGGCUGGAAACGGCUCCUUCUGUUGGACGACACACGAGAGGUACACGAUGUCAUGACGCCUUCUAUACUGGAUUUUUGCGUACGUGCUCAUUAUCGUCGCAGGGGUGUUGGACGAAAACUAUUCGAUUGUAUGUUAGCCUAUGAGGGGCGUCAGCCUUGGGAACUCCCGAUCGACAAUCCUUCUUCAAGGAUGCGCUUUUUUCUGAGGCGGCAUUAUGGAUUGGAUGCAGAACUAGAGUCCAUACCUCAGCUAAACAGGUUUACCGUUUUCAGAGGCUUUCCCUUCGACCGUCAAACAACUAUCUCCGAUGAGGGUCAAAGAGAGAGUUGUCACGGAAGAUGUAUCCAAGAACGGCGAAACGAUAGCGUCUUGCGGUGCAUCCUUCGGGACUACGAUGGACGUUACGACCAAACGAGCGCACAUAAAAACCGCCGUUGGGUAGAAGAGCCUAUCUAUCAACAAAAAGAACCGCGUCAUUCAAGCGAACAUCGAAACUACAAUUCGGCCUUUUUUCAUCGCGGAGAGAACUCGCAUAACUUUGAAAAAGAUUCGACAAGCUGGUGUUGCAAUCAAGAGUACAGUCAACGUAUGAUACGACAAUCGCGAAGCGCGCAUUUGCGGAUGAGAGACAAUGAUCUAAGGACAGCCGGACCCCGCUCAAGCUCUUCUUCAUGGCGAGUGCUUGGUCUUGAAGGUCCUGGAAACCUCAACUAUCAGAUUUCGUAAGAAGAAUCGGACGGUCAAUUUUCACAAGAUUAAUUUGCCCAGUGACUACAACGGGCACGUUAGCUGACAAAACAAAGUCUAACUUCAACCUAUUUAGUCACUUGAAGGUCUCAUUACCGCACAUAAUGGGUUGCCAAACAGUCAUCGUCAGAACAUUGCUUUCCAUUUUACCAUGAUGAAAAAAAAAUAGAAAGAUUCUCCAGGUCGUAGGCAUUGGUUCGAAGCCAGGUGAUGAUUAUUGUGGAACUCGGUUCUGCCAUUCUCGAAUUGAAUCCUACGAAGGAAGGUAUUAUAGGUAUAACUGCAGAGCAAAGGGAGGACAGCAGUUUUCAUGACGACCUAAUACUAAAAACAGCUUUCUAUGGCCAUCAUUAAAAUCAUCUUCUUUGAAAAAAGCGUUAUGGAUACAUUUAUAGCCUAGACGUGUGAAUGGUAAUCGUCAUAUACAUUAUAACAAUGAGGACUCAGCUUCUUAAUCCUACGCGUGAAGCAAAUUGAACUCAGUUAUAAAUGUGAUGUUUCAAAUACAUCUUUAUGUACGAAAUUAGAAAAAGCUAUAGCGAAGCGGCCAUAGAAAAAAGAGGAACAGCGGUAGAACUUUUGCGUUAAAUUUUGUCUUAUGUCGAAAUUAUUAAAAGCAGAGACGUGAAAUUUGGUCAAAUUGUGAUUGAAAUUGGACACAGUAACGUAAGGUUUCCAUGUUACCGGCAUCAAGCUAACUGUUUCUAACAUAUUCAAAAGAUAUGUGUAGUGUUCUAACUCUACAAAUAUUCUAGACUAGCUAUUAAAAUCUACCACGAGCAAAAAUAAGCGAAAAACAUACGGUUUAUGACCCAGCAAUUUUUUUUUAAUGAUAAAUUUCUGUGAAAGUUCCUUAGAACCAACAGUUUCAUUACGGCAGCCCUUUGAAAAAAGAUUACACAGAGAUAGAAAUACACGAGCAAGCAAAAUUUAUAUCAAUAAUUUAAUGACAUAUAUUUUAUGUCAGCAUUGCAGCUGAUUUGUACCUUUAGUGUUAAUCGGAGUAAAUUCAUCAUUAUAUGUCCAUGUUAAUAUAUUUGACAAAGUUAUUUUAUUGUCUUUUAUAUAAGUUGUGAUACCUAUUAUUGAUGAUAAUAAAGUGGCACUAAGAUCUUGCCGUACUAGGUGAAUCUUAUCAUUCUUGUCUAAACUUGGUAACGGCCUAGGUGGUGAGCGGCAGUUUUCCGUUUCUCCAAAGGCGCUAAAGGUUUUGCUGUUCCUUCUGAACACGGUAAGGACUUUAUUAUCGCAGUUACAUUUAACUAUUUGGCUAUGUUAAUAUACGUCUGUCUUAACCCUAUACGUCUUACUUGAAGUUUCGCAUACAUACCGAUACAUUUUUUGUGUGAAAGCCCGUGAAGACCUUAUCUUGGUCUUGUGUUUGUCUCGUUAUUCAAAGUUGGAAUUCCAUCAGGUCGCUAACAGCGGAUUGAUCUUCAGCAGACAACGGAUACAGACUUAUUUAGUAUCGUUUCACUGUGGCCAAAUCACUCGCAUACGUUAUAUAUAGAAUUCGUGUUAUAAUUGACAAGCACAUUAAUUACAUAUGCAGUUGUGCUUGUACCGUUUCGCGAUAUAUAGUGAUUAUUCAUGCGACUGCAAUUAUAAUAACAUUACUGCUUUUGCGAACAUUUCCAUUUCGUAAUCUAUAACGCUAUGCUUUAUGAGGGGAGUGCAAUAGAUAUUAAAAACAAAAGCUAUCAGGACGGCGUUCUGAAAACUGGACCGGUUUUUAAAAAUUGUAUUCAUUCAAUGAAAAGAAAGAAUAAAACAAACCUGAGUUUGUAUCACAAACUGGACAUUAUUUGUUCAUGAUAUCACUUGCUGCGAUAUUCCACUUUGAUAACGUGGGGUGAAGGUAACUUUUUCGUCGGUUUAAAAGCCCUUACCCUCAAACAUGUACGAAACAAAGCUGUGUAUAGAAAUGCGAAAUAACGCUAGCAAGGCUUAUCUUGGCAGCUUGAUAGAUUAGCGCCGAUAUAACAGUUAGACGUUUAAACUGCACUCUGCAUUUACAUACGGUGUUCGGAAAGUCAAGCAGUUCUGUACAUAACAUAGAUCGUUUACACUGAGCGCUGUGAAAUUGCACACUUUAUGUACACUUCAAUAGAUGAUAUAUAUAUAUAUAUAUACAAAUAUUUAAUCACUUAAGCACAAGGCUCUUCAACGGCUUCAGUAGCAUUGGCGACACAAUAUUUGCUCACUAUGAUAUUUGCAUUACUAGAUGCCAAGCAAGUAUCCGAAGCACUCAUUUAUUUAUUUUACAUAUAAAAUGGAAAUGGCCAA
Molecule: messenger RNA, 4566 nt
Organism: Varroa destructor (honeybee mite)
Lineage: Eukaryota; Metazoa; Arthropoda; Arachnida; Mesostigmata; Varroidae
Biological process (GO): alpha-tubulin acetylation
Cellular component (GO): microtubule
Molecular function (GO): tubulin N-acetyltransferase activity
Source: RefSeq, a predicted model, not a curated record